UCUUUUGAUUGGCUAUGGUUUUAUAUAAAUAAUGUUUAAGUAGUUUAUAAAUAUUUAUAAAUUAUUUUUGUUACAGAGUUAAGAGAAAAUGACAAAUAUAGAAAAUGAGGACUGUAUGUGGAGGAUUAUUAUUUACUUCAGAUUUUGAAUCUGGCAAUUUAGCAAGAGUUGAAUUAGUUUCACGUAACGGAAAGAAUUAUGGAACCACUAAUGCUGAAAAUACUACAGAAGAGACUUGUAAGCUCAAUAAUUUGUGUCCCUUCCAAUCCGUUGGUGAUGCAUUUUGUAUCCGAGGAAAUAUUGCAUCAUCAUGUACUCAAACAAAACCCGAAUAUGACAAUGGCAGGCCUAAAAAACCUGGUCAACCAAUGGAAUUUAAUAUUUGGAUCCAUGGAGAUUGUGCAGGAACUCCUUAUGAAAAUACUAAUAGGACUUGGUUUCACUUUGGGAUUCAAGGAGGUUACCCAGAAACUUUGGUUAAAAUAAAUAUUGUAAAUAUGAAUCGUCAAAUUAAAUUAUUUGGUUAUGGUAUGACACCAGUUUAUAGAAUUGUACCCGGUAAAGAGAAAUGGAAUCGUAUUCCCAGGAAACCAAUAAUUCAGGGAGUUGAAGACAAUAAUUUUAUUUUAACAUUUUGUCAUAAACUACCGACAGACUCAAAUGCAACAAUAUAUUUUGCCUUUACAUUUCCAUUUACUUACUCAGAAUGUCAAGAUAUGUUAAAUACAAUAGAUAAGAAUUAUUUAUCUGGUGCCUAUAAAACUGAAAAUUCUGAAGAUGACAUUUAUUAUUACCGUGAAUUAGUAUGUAAUUCACUUGAUGGCCACAGAAUUGAUUUACUCACUAUUACUUCUCAGCAUGGAAAAACUGAUGAAUUGGAAAGCACUUUACCUCAUUUAUUUCUUGAUUCAUCACAGCCAAGAUGUCAUAAAUUUGUGGGAAAACGAGUAAUAUUUAUUAGUAGCCGUGUUCAUCCUGGAGAAACUCCAUCUAGUUUUGUGUUCAAUGGUAUAUUGCAAUUCCUUCUGUCUCCGUCGGACAUAAGAGCAAUUACAUUACGUCGUUUAUUUGUUUUUAAACUUAUUCCCAUGCUUAAUCCGGAUGGUGUUGUACGAGGACAUUAUAGGACAGAUUCACGUGGUGUGAAUUUGAAUCGUGUUUAUUUGGGAGCAAACAUUUUAUUGCAUCCUAGUAUAUAUGCUUCUCGUGCUUUGUUCCUAUAUUACCAUAAAUUAUAUGCUGUUGAUGGAAGUGAAGGCAGCAGUAGUUUAAGCUCUCCUAAUUCGGACAGUAGUAAUUCUGAUCCAGGAAUUAAAAACAACCUUAAAAAACCACUACAAAUGACUGAAAAAUUACGACAGUUAGGAAGAAAGUUUAAAAUUUGUGAUAAUUCAAAAAGAGAAUUUACUGGUAAAGAACACAAUAUUAACAAUAUUAUUGAUAUUAAUGAUGUUAUCAAUAUCAGAAAUGCCGGUAAUAAAAAUACUAAUGAAGAAAAGGAUAGUAUAAUGGCAAGUGCUGAAGAACUGACUCAAAGUAAAAUAAAAUCAGAUGAUUUUAGAAAUGGAAAAGUUAAUGGAAAGAUUAAAGAAAGUAACACUUGUCAUGAAAUUGGAAGAUAUACUGAGACUGGAAUAGCUAAAUCUGAAUAUUCUAAUAAUAAUUUAAAAUCAGCAAGUGGUAAUGAAUCUAAUAAUGAUAUAAGUUGUGGCACAGAUACUUAUAAAUUUGAAAUUAGUACAUCAGAAGAAGAAUUAACAGUUGACAAAAAAGAUAUACCAGUUUUACCUCCAGAAAAGAGUGGUAUUGCAUACUAUAUUGAUCUCCAUGGACAUGCUUCUAAACGUGGUUGCUUCUUUUAUGGUAAUUACUUUGGAGAACUUGAUAAAAAGACCGAAUCCUGGACAUUAGCUAAGUUGAUGUCAAUAAAUUGCCCCAACUUUGAUUACUCAGCUUGUAAUUUUAGUUCACAUAAUAUGUGGACGAGUGGUAGAAGAGAAGGUCAAAGCAAAAAAGGAAGUGGUAGAGUUGCUUUUUAUCUUCUUACUGGAAUAAUACAUAGUUACACAUUGGAAUGUAAUUAUAAUACUGGAAGAUCAAUUAAUAACUUGGCUAAAAUAGAAGGAAGUGAUGGAAUUUUAACACCUCCAUUACCUGGAAAAGCCAUUCCAUAUUAUAGUCCAACCGUCUAUCAACAGCAGGUUGGAAGAGCUUUGGCAGUAUCUAUAUUAGAUGCGACUGGACACAAUCCAGUUUCUCGACUUAAUGGUACAUCUUACAAAACAAUGAAUGGAAUUCGAAAUUGGGUGUAUAAUGAUCUUGAAUCUGAUAAAGCUCAGAAAAAGCAAGCCAAAGAUAAUAAAUCCUAUAGUUGGAGUAUGGGAUACAAUGAUAGGAAAAUCAGUGAAAUGAAAAAUUUGGUGACUUUUUUGUGACUUUGGAUAUCAGAGCACUUUUUGCAUUCAAUGAAGUUUCUAAGAAAAGUGAUUAUGAGCUUGCUGCAGCAAUCAUGUUUGUGUAUUGGUAAA
Messenger RNA from Centruroides sculpturatus (bark scorpion), 2528 nucleotides. Its product is annotated as cytosolic carboxypeptidase-like protein 5. Lineage: Eukaryota; Metazoa; Arthropoda; Arachnida; Scorpiones; Buthidae. Gene Ontology annotation, biological process: proteolysis. The record is from RefSeq and is a predicted model, not a curated record. Bases 105 to 2435 code for a protein of 776 amino acids. The transcript has 11 exons. Gene Ontology annotation, molecular function: zinc ion binding; metallocarboxypeptidase activity.